Messenger RNA from Symbiodinium sp. CCMP2456, 271 nucleotides. The record is from the annotation of a GenBank genome assembly. Lineage: Eukaryota; Dinophyceae; Suessiales; Symbiodiniaceae.
GGCCCGCCCAUGCCCAUGGCCGUGGACUUGUGCGCGUCCAAUUCAUGGAAUUGGGCAACGUCUUGGACGUGGACCCGCCUGUGGCCGUGAUCACGCUCAUGGCCAAGGACGAGUCCGUGACCGAGUACAUGGACGCGAUCUGGAACAAGAUCAGGGCCUUGGGCCUGUACUUGACCGUGGCCUUGUUCAUGAUCGAGGGCCCGACCGUGCGCUUGUCCAAGGCCGAGAACGUGGACACGAUCAAGCACCAGUGCGAGGCCGCGGCCCAGAC